UGAAAAGACUCUUCCUGUAAAAUCAGUGAAAAAUUCUUUUUGUCUCAUUCCUGAGCAGCAAAAUUCCCACCGUUUGGAUUCAGAUUACCGUGAUUGGUAAAUUUAAGAAUAUCUUCGUAACAUCGUUGCAACCGGUCGCUUCUGCUGUUCCCAAAGGUCAAAUCUAAAUUCCAUUCCUGCAUCGUUAUGGCCCCACGGCGGACACUGAAAUCUGUGCAUUUUACCGACACCGAAUCGUUCUCCAAGCGGAUAUUUACACCUGACAGAUACAAUGUGCCGUUGUUUCUGUCGAAAAAACUUAUCACCCCGAUGGAGCACCGAGAUCCACUGAACGUUCUCCAAGCCAGCCGUCGGAAGCUGCUGCUGCGGACGAAAAGUUAUGAAAAACUGGACAUCCGGAAAGCCGACAAGGAGUCUAACAUCAAGCUAGAAACAGGGAAACGACCCACCUUUCCGCUACCCUUCUACCGUUGUCCGAAAUCACUGCGGAAUUGCCACAAGGAAUGGAUGCUACCUCCGAACAGGUAUCGAUUAGGUGGUAACAUCUCCGAUUUGGCUAUCAAAUCAACAGGUAGCAAAGGACCUUAUCAAUGUUUCACAGGAGAACGCUUCACGCAGGUAACGACUGGCAGUGACAGCCAACCGAACAUGGCAAAAUUCGAAGACUGCAAAAUUCCGGCCGAAAUGAACAAGCUUGCCCACCCGAAGCGAUACUUUGUGGGGAAGAUACGUCCCGGUGACAGAAACAAACAGCGACCCUGCAGCCGAUUGGCCUUAUCCCAGGCCACUCUUUGCUGGAGAAAUCCAGCCGAACCGGGCCCAAAUUGUUACUUCAAAGGCAUAUUCGACAUCGCAAAGGUCGGCUGUAACGAACGGUCCAAGGCACAACCGAAAGCACCGCUCCCGGCGCUAGCAUUCAUUCGGCAUUCAUACUGCACGGACCGGUUUCGACGACCACCGCCCGGUCGUUAUCAGUUGUCAACACGUGUCCCACCCCUGUUGCCACCGCGAUCCAUCGACAGCAGCCCCCCACCCAGGUUAGAGCUGACGUUUAACCCUUACUGGAAUCCGUACCGACAGGCAGCCACUCUUCGGAUGCACACCGUCGACAUUCCAGUGCGACGACGCCGGAAGCGAGGUCGCAAUAUGAAAGUGGCCUUUGGAAGUGGGUCCGCGCGUUUCAAAGAUCAGGAAUUUUUCCCCAUUGGGGCGCUCAAAUCCAUCCUCCUGCCGAAAGAGGGUGACGGUGUUAAUCGGCCGAUAGCGAAAACCGUCGCUGUAGGCACACCACCGAAGCUGCCAUCUAAAACUGCCGGAGUGGCAUCGUCAGUAGCGGGAGAAAAAACGGACCCGUUGGCAGAUUUCAACCGGACACGCACAAAGCUGUUCGUCAUUCCACGGCGAGAUCAAACGAGGCUUAUCUCGCAUGUGAAAACCCCACCAGAACGUGAAGAUGACACCAAGUUGAACGAAUCAUUUCAGUCCGUCACUAGCGGGCAGGACGUCCUGGAACCAGCUCCGUUCGAUGAUGGCAACAGCAGCCUCAUCGAAUCGGAAGUUUUAGUAACAAAGGCGCUGUCGGGUGAUUGAAGGUGUCGUUUCGGACUGGCUGACAAAUGCAAAUGCAAAAGCAUUUACCGUUUCGCGGAAUAAAUGGGGACUAAACGAAGUGAGCUUUCAGUUCAUAAUGACAAAAAAAAAGAUAGCGAAACACACGGGGAAACGAGUAUUCCGAAAUCGUCCGAACGUCGUACUGCAAAUGACAGCUUCUCUUUGUUUACUUUUUCUUUCGCGAAUAACCAGAUUGAUUUUAUAUUUUACACUCAAC
This is a messenger RNA of Malaya genurostris, 1828 nucleotides long. RefSeq lists its product as uncharacterized. The transcript has 7 exons. Bases 187 to 1590 code for a protein of 467 amino acids. The record is from RefSeq and is a predicted model, not a curated record. Lineage: Eukaryota; Metazoa; Arthropoda; Insecta; Diptera; Culicidae.